Molecule: messenger RNA, 561 nt
Organism: Stylophora pistillata
Lineage: Eukaryota; Metazoa; Cnidaria; Anthozoa; Scleractinia; Pocilloporidae
Product: melanopsin-like
Source: RefSeq, a predicted model, not a curated record
AUGAACUUAAAGAAGAGUCACCGGAUAAAUGAUGGCAAAAAGAACCUGAUCUUCAACUUAACUAUAGCCGACAUUUUGUUCGCAUUUAUUAUCACACCAAAACUGAUCGUGAGCCUCCAUGUAGAGCACCCAGCCGGUCCAUCUGCAACAGUUCUAUGCAAGUUGUUAACGGGUGGAAUCUUCGCAUGGGUGUCAGCAGUGUCCUCAGUUUGUACUCUGCUUGUUAUCGCCAUCGAGCGAUAUUAUACAGUGAUGUCCCCUCUCGGUAACAGAUGGAAGCUUACUAAACGUAAAGUGAAGAUCAUUAUGAUUUCUUCUUGGCUCUUCUCAUUGGUGUUCAGCAACUCGAUGUUCUUGGGCAUGAAGGUAACCAACGGUAUCUACGUGGAUACGUGGACUGGAUUUCAGUGGAUUCCAAAAGUUAUGACCUUGGCAGUCGAUGUCGUAGUAUUUGGUCCCCUGCUGGUGAUGGUCGAGUUGUACUCAAGAGUGGUGCACACCUUAUGGUCCAAAAGCGACAAUGGCAAUCAAGUAAGUAAUCAACUAAAAGUAACUUUAUGA